AUGAAGCAGCCAGAGGGUGAUGGUGUCAUUCUUCUCUACGUCACCAGUGUUAUGCUGGUGUUGAGCUGGAUCGUUUUGAUCGCACGUUUCGGGGUUCGCAAGUGGAUCAAUGCCAUCGGGACAGACGACAUACUCAUGGCUGCCGGACUCAUGCUCUACUCCGUCACCGCCUCGCUUGUCAUCGUGUGUUGCUUCUAUGGGGCAGGGCAAUACGCCAAAUAUAUCGACGAUAGUGAUAGCAUGCAAGGCACAAAGUUGUUUUUUAUUGCCGAGUUUUUCUACGCAUCUUGCACAGUUCCCAUUAAAAGCAGCAUCUGCGUCUGUCUGCUUCGUAUUGCAGAUGCCCGCCGCCGCUUCGUCUGGACGCUUUACGCAAUCAUAGCCAUGGCAGCAGUGGCGGCUGUAAUCUUCAUUGUGGCCAUCGCCAAUCUGUGCCAUCCCAUUACCAAGCUGUGGGGAGAAACGACGAAUGGGACAUGUAGUCCAACUCUCAACAGUAGAGUCAGUUUCUUCUUCUCAGCCGUGUCUAUCGUUACGGACUUUUCUCUCGCCAUCCUUCCAGGAAUCUUGCUGUGGAGAAUCCAGAUGAAGAGGAGAGUAAAGUUCUCCGUAGCCGUCAUGCUUGGUCUCGCUGCAUUUGCAAGCUGCGCCACCAUUGUCCGUCUGCGUUAUUUGACUCUUUACAACGAUCAGGCAGAGUUCAUGUUCAGCACGGGGCAGAUUGGUCUCUGGUCCAUCAUUGAGGAGGGCAUCGGUAUCAUUGCUGGCUCUAUGCCUGCUCUGCGACCUCUUCUCACCUUGCCUAUUUUUGGCCGCAGCACCAUACGGAGCAGCAACAACCAGCAAUCGGCUCCGCAUGAGCGGCUCACGCCAAACCCAGCGCAAGGCUUCAAGGACGAAACGACCGACGAAGUGAAUAUGAAGACAUUUCGCACCUCAUCAUCCAACGAUUCGCCAGGACUGCACAAGAUCAGGACAAAGACCAGAGGUUCAUCAGACGAUGGGGAUAGUCAGAGGAAUAUCUUGAAAGAAACACAUUGGACUGUGACAGCAGAGCACACCAACCCUGCAGACGAUUGGGCCAGGCAGCGUGUGCUUGGCUGGAGUAAUCGAUCGUAG
Pestalotiopsis fici W106-1 is the source of this 1119-nucleotide messenger RNA. RefSeq lists its product as uncharacterized. The coding region runs from base 1 to 1119 and encodes 372 amino acids. The transcript is spliced from 5 exons. The record is from RefSeq and is a predicted model, not a curated record. Lineage: Eukaryota; Fungi; Ascomycota; Sordariomycetes; Amphisphaeriales; Sporocadaceae.